This is a messenger RNA of Drosophila subpulchrella, 465 nucleotides long. RefSeq lists its product as uncharacterized. Lineage: Eukaryota; Metazoa; Arthropoda; Insecta; Diptera; Drosophilidae. The transcript is spliced from 3 exons. The coding region runs from base 1 to 465 and encodes 154 amino acids. The record is from RefSeq and is a predicted model, not a curated record.
AUGGAAUUUACCAAUAUUAAAUGUACCACCUUUGAUAAAGAAUUUAGCGAUUUUGAAUAUUGCUAUCUUAAAGCUGCGAAUCGCACAUAUAAAUACUUGUCGCUCAAGGUUCGGCUCUAUAAGGUUCCAGUUCAUCAAUUUACGGUGAAUGUCGCAUUCCAUAAGCGAUCGAAUGGUCUUUUACCGAUUAACCAUAAUAUUACAUUUGAUGGCUGCAAAAUGGUAGCCGAUAACGGAAGUCCCUGGACUUCAUUUCUGUUCGGCGUGAUGAAAGAGUAUUCAAAUAUCAACCACUCUUGUCCUUAUGAUCAUGAUGUUAUUGUGGAUAAGCUGCCCGCUCAAUUUGUUAAACAACGAUUUAGCUCACUAUUACCAUUUCCAGAAGGCGAUUAUGUAUUUAACAGCAAUUGGAUAGCUUACGGCAUAAAUCGGGCCAAUGUGAGGCUCCACUUCUCAUAUAAUUAA